Salvelinus namaycush (lake trout) is the source of this 1672-nucleotide messenger RNA. Its product is annotated as growth/differentiation factor 6-A-like. The record is from RefSeq and is a predicted model, not a curated record. The transcript has 2 exons. Gene Ontology annotation, biological process: BMP signaling pathway; SMAD protein signal transduction. Lineage: Eukaryota; Metazoa; Chordata; Actinopteri; Salmoniformes; Salmonidae. Gene Ontology annotation, molecular function: growth factor activity; cytokine activity. Gene Ontology annotation, cellular component: extracellular region. The coding region runs from base 1 to 1335 and encodes 444 amino acids.
AUGGAUCCUAUUAGGGCUGCUGUUCCUUUGCUAUGGCUUUCCCUGUGCUUUGGGAAUAUUCUGGAGGCAGCGGUACUUGGAUCAUUGCAGUACCCCUCCGGUGCGGAUGAUAACGGGCUUGUUUCACAUCUGGAUGAGCGGAGUCGCAGAGAGCCGACAGCGGUGUCCAGGAAAGACCCUCCGAUAAAUGAUACUAUCGUCCCCCAUGAGUAUAUGGUAUCUCUAUACAGGACACUAUCUGAGAUAGAGAGCAGAGGGCUUAACAGCAGUGUUCCUCGCACCGCAAGACACGCCAACACGGUGACCAGUUUCGUGGAUCAAGGAAAAGAUCACUCCUCCUGGGGAAGUGGCCAGCGCUAUCUCUUCGACCUCUCCAGUCUGUCCAGGACUGAUGAGCUUGUGGAGGCAGAACUGAGGAUCCUGAGAAAGCCACCGCUGGAUCUCCUUCCUGUGCUGACAUGGGGCAGGAAUCUUUAUCGCCUCCUCCUCUACACUUGUUCGUCUGAGGGGAACUCUGGGAGACGGCUGCUGGAUUCCAGGACAGUCGACGUUCUGGAUGGCGAGCCUCCCAAAUGGGAUGUAUUUGACGUGUGGGCAAGCGUGAAGGCUCGACGAAGGAGCCACAGGACAGCAGCGAGCAACGACCUCCUUGUGGCCUGCUUUGACCUGCUGGUCGUUUCGGAGUUGACCAAAGAGGCAGCCAACCCUCUUACAGUAGGGCUGGGACGCCAGUCUCGGCAGCCCCAGGAGAGGGCCUUGCUGGUGGCUUUUUCUCGCACCCGCAGGAAAGAGAACCUGUUCAAGGAGAUCAGGGAGCAGAUAAAGGCAGUGCGAGGAGACAUGGGUUUUCUGGAUCCUUUGGACCUCUCUGGUGACGUGGUUGGUCACCUAUCCAGGCGUCGCAGACGCCGGACUGCCCUGACCAGCAGAUCUAUAGGUGGAGCUGGUGGGGGAGGAGGAGGCGUCGGUGCUGGAGGAGGUGGAGGAGGAAGGAGUGGUGGAGGCAGCGGGCGCAGGAAGACUCGAUGCAGCCGCAGGCAGCUCCAUGUCAACUUCAAGGAGUUGGGCUGGGACGACUGGAUCAUCGCACCGCUGGAUUAUGAGGCGCACCACUGUGAGGGCGUGUGUGACUUUCCGCUGCGCUCACACCUGGAGCCAACAAAUCACGCCAUCAUUCAGACACUUAUGAACUCUAUGGACCCUGACUCCAGCCCUCCCAGCUGCUGUGUCCCCUCCAAACUCAGCCCCAUCAGCAUCCUCUACAUUGACUCUGGCAACAAUGUGGUCUACAAGCAGUAUGAGGACAUGGUGGUGGAGAGCUGUGGCUGCAGGUAGCAUUGCGACAGAGGGGGAUGUCUGAUUGUCUUGUCGGAAAAUCAAUUGGUGGUUUGAUGCGCUUGUUAACGCAGGCCUCCCCUAUCUCUUCCCCCUAAACCAACUGUAUUUUGUGAUUUGCUGAAAAAAGUCCCGACAAGUAUGCUCAUUACUGAUCUGCCUUAACUUGAGUGGAACAUAAUCUAAUUUGCUGCUUAAUUUAUUAGAAUUUGUCAUUGAGCUGCUAUUUAAUUUCAUGAGCUCUUUAGCAUUUCUUUACUCAUAACAUGCUCCGUCUCUCUCUCUCUCUCUGUCCCCUUGGCUCUGCAUGUUGUUCGAUGCUGUCAACUUUAGUAAA